Messenger RNA from Opisthorchis viverrini, 2811 nucleotides. RefSeq lists its product as hypothetical. Gene Ontology annotation, biological process: iron-sulfur cluster assembly. Gene Ontology annotation, molecular function: cysteine desulfurase activity. The transcript is spliced from 10 exons. The coding region runs from base 1 to 2811 and encodes 936 amino acids. Gene Ontology annotation, cellular component: mitochondrion; cytosol. NCBI's taxonomy places the organism in Eukaryota, Metazoa, Platyhelminthes, Trematoda, Opisthorchiida, Opisthorchiidae. The record is from RefSeq and is a predicted model, not a curated record.
AUGUCAUUCGGAGGGGACUCAGCGAACGCCUUUGUCGUGCGUGGUGAGAAUGGACCAGAAGACGUCGCGAUGAUGGACGCCAAAAGGGAUUUAGCCUGUGAAGAAAACCUUGUCGGUCUGGAAUAUGCAGACGACAUCGUUCUCAUGUUCGAAGAGGAGGAAAAGACGCAAGUAUUCUUGGAUGAACUGACCAAAGUCAUCCCGUCCUUUGGUAUGCACUUCGCACCCACAAAGUGUAAGGACAUGCUUGUGGACGUGCAGUCACUGAACACGUCACUUACAAUCCAGGGAGAGGUACUGGAAGUUGUGGAGCGUUCUACGUAUCUGGGAAGUUGUAUUAGUUCUGAUUGUAGUGUGACAGAUGAGGUGAAUGCACGAAUCUGCAAGGCUCGGGCCGCGUUUGCUAACUUGAGACACCUAUGGCGUCAGAAUGGUUUAUCCCUGAAUCUGAAGGGACGUGUGUAUCAAGCUACAGUACGGGCUGUUUUGUUGUAUGGCUGUGAGACUUGGCCUAUUCGAGCAGCGAACCUGAGACGUCUUCAGGUGUUCGACAAUCGUUGUCUCAGAACCAUAGCUCGCGUGGGUUGGUGUCGGCGAAUCCAUAACGAGGCAGUUAGAGUGCGUGUUCUAGGUUAUGUAAAGGGUCCAGCACCAGAAGCUGCGUUGGUUGGUCGACAAUCGUUCAGAACCAUAGCUCGUGUGGGUUGGUGUCGGCGAAUCUGUAAUGAGGCAGUUAGAAAGCGUGUUUUCGGUUGUGUAACGAACGCUUCCAUUGAAGAAUGUGUACAGCACCAGAAGCUGCGUUGGUUGGGACAUGUAUUGCGUAUGGCGAACCAUCGUUUGCCGAAGAGAGUACUGUUUUCCAUGCCCAAUCUGGAGUGGCGUAAACAGAGAGGUGGCCAACCCUUGACCUGGCAGAGGAGUAUGAAGGAGACGACGAAACGCUUGGGUGCUGUCGGUGCUACUCGCCUUCCAGGAUGGCGACCGCGUGACCCUCACUGUGCCUGGUUGGAUACACUACAAGAUAUGGCUGCCAACCGAUUUGAAGACAGCCAGAGAAACAAAACGAACAACAGUAACAUGGUCCGACCCAUUUACUUCGAUGCACAAGCAACCAGCCCCGUCGAUCCACGAGUGUUAGAUGCGAUGUUGCCUUACUAUGUCAGUCAUUUUGGGAAUCCUCACUCAAGAACUCACGCAUACGGCUGGGAAUGUGAAGAGGCCGUGGAAAAUGCACGAAAGCAAGUUGCCGAUUUGAUUAACGCAGAUCCGAAAGAAAUCAUCUUUACCAGUGGGGCCACUGAAAGCAAUAACAUAGCUGUCAAAGGCGUCUCAGCGUUCUAUGCCCCAAAGAAGAAACACGUUAUAACUACACAGACAGAACACAAAUGUGUACUCGAUUCUUGUCGAGCUAUCGAAAAUCGAGGUUUUGAAGUUACUUAUUUGCCAGUGCAGACUAAUGGCAUCCUAGAUUUGCAGGUUCUGGAGAAAGCUAUCCGACCUGAUACUAGUCUUGUCUCUGUGAUGACAGUGAACAAUGAAAUUGGAGUUAUCCAGCCAGUUGAAGCUAUUGGAGAGUUGUGCCGGAAUAAGGGAGUGUUUUUUCACACGGAUGCUGCUCAGGCGGUCGGGAAAAUUCCUCUGGAUGUGAAUAAGAUGAAUAUUGAUUUGAUGUCAAUCAGUGGACACAAGAUCUACGGCCCACAAGGUAUCGGGGCUUUGUACGUCCGUCGUCGUCCACGUGUUCGACUGGAGGCCCAUCAGAGUGGCGGGGGGCAGGAACGAGGUCUACGAUCUGGUACCGUUCCAACAGCGCUUACCGUCGCUUUGGGAGCCGCUUGCGCACUGGCGAAACAGGAGAUGAAGCGUAGCCUGUGGAAUGUGCAGUUCAUGGUUGUGUAUGGUGAGCUCUCCAAGUGCUUUCCUACAAAAAGUGGUGUCAGACAAGGAUGUCCACUCUCCCCAUUCUUGUUCAACUUCGUCAUCGAUGAAAUAAUGAGGCGAACACUGGACGGUUUUCAAAACCCCGGUGUUCAAAUUGUUGCUGGCGAGAGCCUUGUCGAUCUGGAGUACGCAGAUGACAUCGCCCUCAUCUUUGAAGACCUUAGCGAAGCACAAGCCCUGUUGAACAAACUGACCGCCAUCAUACCAUCAUUUGGCAUGCGCCUUGCACCUUCGAAGUGCAAAGUCCUGCUUCAGAACGUGCCAUCUGCGAACAUAUCCCUUACAGUUCAAGGAGAACCACUGGAGAUUGUGGAAAACUUUACAUACCUCGGUAGUUGUAUUAGCUCUGACGGAAGUGUGGCUGAUGAAGUCAGUGCAAGGAUCUCAAAGGCUCGAAUCACGUUUGCUAAUUUGCGUCACUUGUGGCGUCAAAAAGGCAUCUCACUGGAUCUUAAGGGUCGUGUGUACCAGGCUACAGUAAGGGCUGUGUUGUUGCAUGGGUGCGAGACAUGGCCUCUGCGGGUAGAGGAUGUGAGGCGUCUUCAGGUUUUCGACCACCGAUGCCUCAGAAGCGUGGCUGGUUGCACCUCAAUCCGGGAAAACAUCCAGCAUCAUCGACUGCGAUGGCUCGGUCAUGUGCUACGCAUGCCGAAACACCGUCUACCGAGACGAGUGUUGUUCUACUUGCCUCCUUCAGGAUGGCGCCAACCGCGAGGUGGACAGCACAUGACUUGGAAGAAAGGCGUGAAAGAGAUAACGAAGAGUUUGGCUGUUGGUGUUGUACGCCUCCCGGGAUGGGGUCCCCGUGACCCCGUCUGUGCUUGGCUGGAGACGUUGCAAGAAAUGGCGGCUAAUCGAUGUCAGUGA